AUGUUUUCAGGUAUUGGAGGACAAGAGAGAAUUGAGGAGCAAGCACUCGACGAGCGCUUAUUUGAAGCAGAAGAGGAGCCAGAUGGAUCAUCUCCGGUGGCAAUCUUGAUUAUGAAAAAGUUGGCUGAUGCUCCUCCUAUGAUGUGCUUGAGCUGGAAAAAGAUGUUUACGGAAUUAAGCAUCCCAUCGGAUUUACACACCACAAGCGCACUGGUAGAGUGGCUGAACAAAUCCUUGCGAGAAGAAGAGACCCAUUGGAACAUCCUUGAGUCAUUAGAAAAUACCUUGACAAUGGAAAGGCUGGCAAGCACCGAUAUCAACCAAAUCCUUGAUAGUAUUUGCGUUCUAUCAGGAGUAGACUCAGGAGUCAAACAUCCAAUUGAAGCUUUGCAAGAACAUUUCAUGUUUUUCGCUUACGAUUGUAUUGAAUUGCAGAGUAUGCAUCAAAGACUGAGAGAUACCUAUUUGGGACACGCCAUUCAAAGCAGAGGUGCUACUACUCUCAAGAGGUUCAAAAAGACAUGGAAGCUUAUUAUUGAAGAACUAAAACCUGGAAGGAUAGCGGUAGAGAUGAGACAGUAUCUCGGGAUGCUGGGAGAGGAUUUUGGCCCUGUACCAAAAAAAUCUUUUUCACACACUGGAGAGUCUGUCCCUGGGGACACCAUCCCUGAGGAUAUUAACACCCAAGACGCCGACUCUCAAGACUCUGACUCUGAAGACUCUGACUCUGAAGACUCUGACUCUGAAGACUCUGACUCUGAGGAUACUAAUUCUCAAGCUUCUGACAUCAAUACUCAAGAGUCACCCUCCACAGAGUCGCUUGCCUCUCGAGAC
Trichoderma asperellum CBS 433.97 is the source of this 834-nucleotide messenger RNA. RefSeq lists its product as uncharacterized. The record is from RefSeq and is a predicted model, not a curated record. Lineage: Eukaryota; Fungi; Ascomycota; Sordariomycetes; Hypocreales; Hypocreaceae.